CGAGCUCUGCCACCGCGCCAGGCUAACGGACUCCUGUGUCUGCACAGGGCUCGCCUGCUGACUCUGCCCUCUCGGGAAAGAUGGGAAAGGGCUACAAGGUGGUGGUUUGCGGAAUGGCCUCGGUGGGAAAGACUGCGAUUUUGGAGCAGCUUCUCUAUGGAAAGCAUACUGUUGGCUUAGAAGAGGGUGCCACAAUGGAAGAUGUGUAUUUGGCAUCGGUGGAGACAGACCGAGGCGUGAAGGAACAGUUACGGCUUUAUGACACCAGGGGUCUGCAGGAGGGCGUAGAAUUGCCAAAACACUAUUUCUCUGUCGCUGAUGGCUUCGUUCUCGUGUACGCUGUGACCAGCCUCGAAGCUUUCCAAAGAGUCGAGCUGCUCAAAAAGGAGAUCGACGUCUUUAGAGACAAAAAGGAGGUAACAGUUAUUGUCUUGGGAAACAAAACUGACCUCCUGGACCAAAGGCAAGUGGAAACAGAAGCAGCACAGCAAUGGGCAAGGGCUGAGAAAGUGAGACUGUGGGAAGUGACUGUGACAGAUCGGAAAACACUGCUUGAGCCCUUCACCUUCUUAGCUAGCAAACUCUCCCAGUCCCAGAACAAAUCAACAUUUCCCUUGCCUGGAAGGAAGAGCAAAGGGAAUAACUGUGAUAACUAAGCUACCUUAGCAUUGUCUGCUGCCGCCAAGUUACAGCCCUUUCUGUGCCAUUUGCUUCUCACAGUUUCACUUAAAGCAAUAAUCUCAUUCAGCAAUAAAUCAGCAAGCUUAUGGCUA
Fulmarus glacialis (Northern fulmar) is the source of this 773-nucleotide messenger RNA. It is a transcript of the gene NKIRAS1, whose product is annotated as NFKB inhibitor interacting Ras-like 1. The record is from RefSeq and is a predicted model, not a curated record. Lineage: Eukaryota; Metazoa; Chordata; Aves; Procellariiformes; Procellariidae. Gene Ontology annotation, biological process: canonical NF-kappaB signal transduction. The transcript has 3 exons. Gene Ontology annotation, molecular function: GTP binding; GTPase activity. Bases 81 to 656 code for a protein of 191 amino acids.